UACUACGUAAUUUAAUAAAAAGAACAUUUUAAAAUUGGAAUUGUCUAAUUCUCUAACCGUAUUAUACCAAAUUGUAUGUCUUGCAGAAUCGCUACUUAAAAGCCAUAGCCACCAUCCUCUUUGUCUAGACCUAAAGUUAAGCCGGCAAAUCCACCAACCCGCAAGAAUCGGGGAAGACAUCGGUGCCCUAGAAAUAUAGCUUACAACCUUGAAUUAAGAUACCCCAUCUGAGAAAUACAAAGCAUUUUGGUGUAAGGUCAAAAAAGAAAAAACUAAAAGCUCACCAAAGGUAGCAUGAACAAUUAUUGAGGUCAUUGUCAUCUCCAUCGUUCAAGUCCUAAGAGUCUUCUUCCUCAUAGCAACAAAAAAUCCUGCUUUUGUAUAUAUAUAACAGGGAUAUUGGGUUCACCAAUCAUCAGCAGAGUGAAAGAGAAAAUUUUAUUCUCUAGUUAUGAAGGUGAUGAAGAAUUUGAAUUAAAAUAAAUAAUAGUGAUACCUCAAUCUCACUGCCCCUGAAAUCAUCUUUUAAAAUCGAUUGAAGAUCGAAACUACAAUGCUAAGGUUGCACCCGAAGUUAAAAUCAAACUUUCAUCAGAGAUUGCUAGAAGGGAAUCUGAAAAUAUUGAUUAUUAUAAACCCUAGCUGUGAAAUCCAUGGGUAAGCAUGGCCAAAUUUUUAGUAUGAGAUAUAAUUAACUAAUUCUAAAAACAAUCGAAACAUACUUGAGGUAGCCAUUGUCCCUGCCGUGUCUUCUUUGUUGACGUCGUCGGCCUAGGUAGCCGCUCAUGAACAAUAGACGGUGAAGACAAAUCAAGAAACAGGGGGGAGGGACAAAGAAGCAGAGGCGGUCGCCAUGGCCGUCAUCCCGCCGGCGAUAGAGUUCGGAGAUCUAUGCGACGAAAUCGUCGAAACCAUCUUCUCUUUCGUCCCCCUGAAAUCCCUAGCGAAGCUGGAGACCGUUUCCAAAUCAUGCAGCAAUUAAUUUCCAGAGUCCGGCUCCACCACCCGCCCGUCACCGACUCCGGUCUCAUUCUCCACCUCUGGUCCUUCGGAGGCGCCGGAAUCACUCAAAAAUCCGUCUUCUUGAAACUCCACUACCCCCACAACGCCGAGCUCUGCACCAUCAACUCCUCCGCCCCGAACAAAUUCCCCUUCUUGAUCGAUUCUUGCAACGGGUUAAUCCUCUAUGGAGCAGAUAUAUGGAUGACAAAAAGACUUAAAAUUACAUCGUACAUUCCCAGGUUUCCGACCAAUUCAUAGUUUGUGUGGUGAGAACUGCGGUUUGUGCCUUAGAGCACUGGAAUUGAGCUUCACGCCCGCCGGCGUGAACGGGCAUUUAACGCCCCGAGGCGUGAAACACCGCCCCCUCCGCCGUUAUUUGGGCUUGAUUGGGCGUGCGUUAAAGGAAUGACGCUGCGUGAUUCCAUUCCCCUCCCCCCUUAACGGCUAUAAUAGACAUUGCACCCCCCAAUUCAAAAAAAAAUUCUUAUAAAUUCAACCCCCCUCUCCCAAUCUCUCACACCUUCUCCAUCUUCAAUCUCUUCUUCUUCCCAAUUUUUAAAAUUCAAAAUUACCCCCUCUCUUUUCAACAUGAAUCCUUCCGGCUCCGGCUUCUUUCCCGACGAUCUCCCGCCGAGUGACGCCGCGAUGUGGUUGUACCAACAGUGGGGCGAUCGAUCGCCGAUCUACGAGACGCAACAAUCGGGGUAUGUCGACCGAGAUUUGGUUCCGGAGACUCAACCGGAACCGUCCGGAUCGAAAAAAAGUACACGCCGGAGGAGCCACAAAGCCAAAAGCACGUCGGCCGAGGCGGCACGGUCAAUCCAAAAGUUGACGCUGGAGGAGGAGUGCAUAUUGGCGUCGGCUUGGGUUGACGUCU
Molecule: messenger RNA, 1879 nt
Organism: Cuscuta campestris
Lineage: Eukaryota; Viridiplantae; Streptophyta; Magnoliopsida; Solanales; Convolvulaceae
Source: the annotation of a GenBank genome assembly